AUGGAGAAUGUGAAAAUGGGUGGACAACAUGUACGAGUCGAAAUGGAUCAUUUGGAUGGAUAUCUUAUGUCAUAUUGGGAGAAUACAACGGAUGGAUUAAAAGUUAUCACUGAAUAUGUUACUAACCUAUUCAAUAUUGAUGUAUCAGAUAUCUGGGCUUCAAAACAAUCCUUCCACAUGAUUAAAUGGGUGAACAGUAGACAAAAGACACCAUUGAGAAGAGUUUGGUACGUGGACAGGAAUGCCACAUCAUCAGAAGAAGAGAUGAUCUAUAUUCUGAAAUACUGUCGUCUUACGUCUAAAUUAAGCAUACGCCUAAAACCUCCUCAGAACUUUCGGUUCACGGAAAAGUUCCCAAUAAUCGAUUGCUUGGAUAUCAUUCAUGGAGAAUGGAUGACACUUGACAAUCUGUUGACAAUGGAUGGAAUUGAUAUUGUUUUAGAAACAUCUAUUCUGACUAGUAGAGAUUUGAAUGUUUUUCUGAAGCAUUGGCUGGCUGGAGGGUGUCCUCGAUUGAAAUUAUUUUGCGCUAGACUUGGUUCUGUGGAUAUGUUUCAAGUACUUGAUGGUCUGAUGCGUAACGCCGUUUUUGUGGAGAACAGUCGUUACUACACCAGCCCAUUUGGAUACAGCAGAGUUUUGUCAGGUGGAUAUGACAUCCAACGUGAGGAUGGUGUGACGGCUACAGUACACUAUCAACCACCGAGAACCUUAAUUAUUGCAGUUUGGCCAGAGACCCCUUAUAAUUAUAAUUAA
This is a messenger RNA of Caenorhabditis remanei, 756 nucleotides long. RefSeq lists its product as uncharacterized. Gene Ontology annotation, biological process: embryo development. Bases 1 to 756 code for a protein of 251 amino acids. Lineage: Eukaryota; Metazoa; Nematoda; Chromadorea; Rhabditida; Rhabditidae. The record is from RefSeq and is a predicted model, not a curated record. The transcript is spliced from 2 exons.